UGCUUAGAACUAUUCUUCUGUUUUGUUGCAGAUGAUGCGAUUCAACUUUGUUCUGUUUUUGGUCUGUGCUAUUGUGGCUCUCUGUCACGCAGGCGGUUAUGGAAAACGCCCCAUGCAUUACCGAGGAUACGGAAAGAAAGCUAUGAUGGGCGGUAGUUAUGGAAUGUGGAACACGCCAUCCUACUAUGAUCAAGGAUACAAUUACGGAGGAAUGUCCUCAGGAUAUCCAUAUGGAUAUAACCAGGGAGUGUCCAGUCUCGGAUAUGCCAGUUCUGGAUACGCUCCUUCUGUUGGAUCCAGCUGGUCCAGUGUAGGAUAUGCCCCCUCUGUCGGACUGAAUGACGCUAUUUCCAGCAUCGGCUACCAGUCCGGAUCCAGUGGAUACUACCAAGGCGGAUCCGGUGGAUACUACCAAGGGAUAUAUUGAUCCAUAUAUCCAGGGAUCUAAUCAGAGGAUAUAUGAUGUAGGGUUAAUCCAGUAACCUUGCUGAUUAAACAAUCUAGACAUUUUGACAAUGUGUUGUGUUCUCGUAAGGAAUAUACUUGAUAUGGUUCUAAGGUUCUAACAAUUAAAACAAAUAAAACAUAGUUCAUAUUACAA
Magallana angulata is the source of this 601-nucleotide messenger RNA. Its product is annotated as keratin-associated protein 19-2-like. The transcript is spliced from 2 exons. Bases 32 to 427 code for a protein of 131 amino acids. Lineage: Eukaryota; Metazoa; Mollusca; Bivalvia; Ostreida; Ostreidae. The record is from RefSeq and is a predicted model, not a curated record.